This is a messenger RNA of Bombina bombina (fire-bellied toad), 1601 nucleotides long. RefSeq names its product SWI/SNF related, matrix associated, actin dependent regulator of chromatin, subfamily b, member 1 (gene SMARCB1). Gene Ontology annotation, cellular component: nuclear chromosome; nucleus. Lineage: Eukaryota; Metazoa; Chordata; Amphibia; Anura; Bombinatoridae. The record is from RefSeq and is a predicted model, not a curated record. Gene Ontology annotation, biological process: regulation of transcription by RNA polymerase II; chromatin remodeling. The transcript is spliced from 9 exons. Gene Ontology annotation, molecular function: transcription coregulator activity. The coding region runs from base 50 to 1186 and encodes 378 amino acids.
GUUGUGACGCUUGCGCAGUGCGGCGGGCCCGUUGCUGAAAGAAUACAACAUGAUUAUGGCCCUGAGUAAAACGUUCGGCCAGAAGCCGGUAAAAUUUCAGUUGGAGGAAGAUGGAGAGUUUUACAUGAUCGGGUCCGAGGUAGGAAACUACCUGCGCAUGUUCAGGGGAUCCUUGUACAAGAGGUACCCAUCUCUCUGGCGACGUCUGGCAACUGUAGAAGAAAGGAAGAAAAUUGUUGCUUCUUCCCAUGGAAAGAAAUAUCAUGGUUACACAACCUUAGCUACCAGUGUUACACUCUUGAAAGCUUCCGAAGUUGAGGAGAUCCUUGAUGGAAAUGAUGAAAAAUACAAAGCUGUUUCUAUCAGCACAGAGCCUCCAACCUACCUCAGGGAGCAGAAGGCAAAACGAAACAGCCAGUGGGUCCCAACCUUGCCCAACAGCUCUCACCAUCUGGAUGCUGUGCCCUGCUCUACUACUAUCAACAGAAACCGCCUGGGCCGUGACAAGAAGAGGACUUUCCCCCUAUGUUUUGACGACCAUGAUCCUGCAGUCAUCCAUGAGAAUGCUUCACAGCCUGAAGUUCUUGUUCCCAUUCGCCUGGAUAUGGAAAUUGAUGGGCAGAAAUUACGAGAUGCCUUUACAUGGAACAUGAACGAGAAGUUGAUGACCCCAGAGAUGUUUGCAGAGAUUCUUUGUGAUGACCUUGAUUUGAAUCCCCUCGCCUUUGUUCCUGCCAUUGCUUCAGCCAUUCGCCAGCAAAUUGAGUCCUAUCCCACUGACAGCAUCCUUGAGGAUCAGUCUGAUCAAAGAGUCAUUAUUAAGCUAAAUAUCCAUGUUGGGAACAUUUCAUUGGUUGACCAGUUUGAGUGGGACAUGUCUGAAAAGGAGAAUUCUCCUGAGAAAUUUGCCCUGAAGUUAUGUUCAGAACUUGGUCUUGGUGGGGAGUUUGUCACAACUAUUGCAUACAGCAUACGAGGACAGCUCAGCUGGCAUCAGAAGACUUAUGCGUUCAGUGAAAAUCCACUGCCAACUGUAGAGAUUGCAAUCCGGAAUACAGGUGAUGCAGACCAAUGGUGCCCUCUUCUGGAAACCCUAACUGAUGCAGAAAUGGAGAAGAAGAUCCGUGACCAGGACCGGAACACCAGGCGUAUGAGACGUCUUGCCAACACUGCACCGGCCUGGUAAACAGCCCCCUCCCGACGAAACUCGCGGUUCACAUCCUGGAGAUGGAACCCCCUCCCCAAAAAUAAAUACAAUGUAUCGAUUUAAACUCAAAAAUUCAAGACUUUAAAGAUCAUAAAACAAGAGGAGUGUGGUCCCAGCCCCUCUUGAGCCCAAAGCAUAGGGAGUGGGGGACACAUUCCACUUGCUAAGCAGCUGUGUGCUGCUGAGUUUUGCUCCCUCAAAUCCCUUCCUUCCAUGUACAGAGAGUGAUGCAUAAGUGCUACAUGACUACCGGAAGACCUGAGACAGAUGUCCCAAGCCCUCCUUUAUACCUGUGUACGUGAUAAUGUAAAACUUUUUGUGUUAUAUUUUUCAUUUGUAUAGGUGCCAUCUGCACUUGUAGGAUAAAGUUUUUAAAUAAAAUUAAUUCUCAAUA